This is a messenger RNA of Prinia subflava (tawny-flanked prinia), 3766 nucleotides long. Its product is annotated as perilipin-4-like. NCBI's taxonomy places the organism in Eukaryota, Metazoa, Chordata, Aves, Passeriformes, Cisticolidae. Gene Ontology annotation, cellular component: lipid droplet; cytosol. The transcript has 7 exons. Bases 108 to 2663 code for a protein of 851 amino acids. Gene Ontology annotation, biological process: positive regulation of triglyceride storage; lipid storage. The record is from RefSeq and is a predicted model, not a curated record.
UGGGUACCUGGUGUCCAGCCAGAGUCAUCCCACCCCACAGAGAAAACACAAGACAGAUAAAAUCGUUCUCACCUAUUUCUGACCUGAACCUUCCUGGGAACAGCUGAAUGACAAAUCCCAGCUUUGCUGCCCUCUGCUUUCCUGCUUUGGCAGGAUUUUAUUUCUUUGGAGGCAAUGAAAUUGUGUUCAUGGUACUCUUGUUCUUCCUUCCAGCUGCAGCUGAAGUCAGAAUGGCCUCAGGAAAGACCCCAACCCCAGAGCUGCUGAAGGCUGAGGAGCAGCAGAGCGUGAGCGCUGUCAGUCGAGUCACCAACCUGCCCUUGCUCAAUUCUGCCUUCAACCUGGUGUCCUCUGCCUACACCCACACCAAGGAGUCCCACCCCUGCCUCGGCGGCGUCUGCAGCGUGGCCGAGACCGUGGCUGCCGUGGCCGUGGGCAGCGUGGUCGGAGGGGCACAGCCCAUCCUGAGCCAGCUCGAGCCGCAGAUCGCCCUUGUGAAUGAAUAUGCCUGUAAAGGUCUGGAUCAGCUGGAGAAUAACUUGCCCUUCCUGCAGCAGCCAGCAGACAAGGUAAUCUCAGACACCAAGCAGCUGGUGUCCACCAAGGUGACAUCUGCUAUGGACGCCGCCUGCGAGGCCAAGGAAGCUGUGGCUGAUAAGGUCACCGAAGCUGUGGACCUCACCAAAAAUGUUGUUGGGGACAGUGUCAAGCUGACCAGGUCUGUGGUCACCUCCACUGUCAGCAGUGCUGUGGAGGCUGCGCAGGGUGCCAGGGAGCUGGUGACCAACAAGGUGGCAGAGGCCGUGGAUGUCACCAAGCACAUGGUGGAGGACAGCGUGGACAGAACCAAGUUUGCAGUUGCCUCUACGAUUGUCAACGCUGUGGAGGCUGCUCAAGGGGCCAAAGAGCUGGUGACCAACAAGGUGACAGAGGCUGUGGACCUCAGUAAGCACCUGGUGGAGGACAGUGUGGACAGGACCAAGUCUGCUGUGACCUCCACCAUCACUGCAGCUGUGGGGGCUGCCCAGGGAGCCAAGGACCUGAUGGCCAACAAGGUGACAGAUGCUGUGGGAAAGGUCACCAAAGCUGUGGAUGUCACCAAGCACAUGGUGGAGGACAGCGUUGACCUGACCAAGUCUGCAGUUGCUUCCACGAUUGUCAGUGCUGUGGAGGCUGCUCAGGGGGCCAAGGAGCUGGUGACAGACAAGGUGACCAAGGCAGUGGACCUCAGUAAACACAUUGUAGAAGACAGCGUUGACCUGACCAAGUCUGCAGUGGCCUCUACGAUUGUCAACGCUGUGGAGGCUGCCCAGGGUGCCAAGGAGCUGGUGACCAACAAGGUGACAGAGGCUGUGGAUGUCACCAAGCACAUGGUGGAGGACAGCGUGGACAGAACCAAGUCUGCUGUUGCUUCCACCAUCACUGCAGCUGUGGGGGCUGCCCAGGGGGCCAAGGACCUGGUGGCCAACAAGGUGACCGAAGCAGUGGACCUGACCAAAGGGGCUGUUCAAGACAGCGUUGAGAAGACCAAAUCUGUGGUCACCUCUACGGUCGGUACAGCCCUGGAUGCUGCCUAUGGCACCAUCACCAGCAAGAUCAACACAGCCCUGGAGCAGGGCAGGGAGGCUCUCCAGGACGGUGUGGAGAUGACCAACUCAGUGGUGGCCAACAGCAUAAGCAAAGCCAAGGCAGUGAGCCAGGCAGUGGCUGGGGGCGUGGAAUCUGUCCUGGGAAUGUCAGAAGAUCUGGUGGAUCAUUACCUCCCGAUGACCGAGGAGGAACUAGGUAAACUGGCCACCAUGGUGCAGGGGUUUGGCGUGGCCCCCGUGGAGGAGCAGAAGAGGCAGCAGAGUUACUUUGUGCGCCUGGGCUCGCUGUCGGGCAGGGUCCGGCACCGAGCCUACCAGCACUCCCUGGCCAAGCUGCAGGGCUUCAGGCACCGCACCCAGGACACGCUCUCCCGGCUGCAGCUGGCAAUAAAACUGAUUGAAUCUGUGAAACAGGAGGUUGGCAAGAAGCUGCUGGAGGGGCAGGAGAAGCUCCAUCAGCUGUGGGUGGACUGGAGCCUGACCCAGCCCAAAGGAAACCAAGUCAGAACGGCGUGCCAGCCAGAGGUGGAGCCGCGCACGCUGGCCAUGCUCAGGAUCAUCACCCAGCAGCUGCAGCCCGCCUACCACCGCCUCCGCCUCAGCAUCCACGGCCUCCCCAGCGGCAUCCAGGAAGCUGUGGCUCGGGCCGCUCGACACAUCCACAAGCUCCACAGCUCUUUCUCCAGGGCCGUGUCCUUCCAGGACCUCUCCAGAACCACCCUGGCCCGGAGCCAGGACCGAGUGGCAGAGGCCCGGAGGUCCCUGGAUGUCCUCUUUGAAUAUGUCACUCACAACACCCCUCUGAACUGGAUUGUGGGGCCCUUCAGGGCCAUGGCUAAGGUGGCACAGGACAGCAGAAGGCACAUGAAGGAGAUGAGGAGUGACAGAAAAUUACCCAAGCUGGAAAAGGCCCCACUAUCACAUGAGGUGACAAAGGCACCUGAAGAGCCAAAGGAAACCAACAGGCUCUCAGAAAAAUGGUGUGAAGUGCUAGAGAAGCUGGAGGAGAAGGCAAAGAAGGACACAGAAGUGGCCCUGGUUGCAAAGGAGAUAAAAACCAGUGCACCAGAGUAGGAUCUCUGAUAAAUCCCAGCUCUUCUGGCCAAGGCUACUUGGCUAGAACAGCACUGGAUCUUCUAAUUGUCUGCCCACUUGUGCCACGAGUGCCUCUGCUCUCUGAAUUUAGAGUCAGAUGUAGUUGUAAAGAGAUUUGAUAACCAAGGUGGGGAAUUUCUGAAUCUCGAUUAACUGUUCUUAAAUCCAACUGCUGUGCGGAAAGGGGAGAUGGGAUCUGCACUUCAGCUUUUUAACUCAGCCCAGCUGGAGCUGUGAGUGGCUGAAUCUUGCUGAGACAAGUUGUGGGAGAGAAGAAGUGAUCUCAACUUAUUUUUAAUGCUGGAUUUGUUUUUAAUUCACCCAAGCUGUGGAACUCUUGAGAAGAUGUUGUGCUUGACCUUUGAUACCAUCUCCCGCCUUCUCCACGUUUAAAAACUCAAGUUGCACACACAACUUCCUUUGUGCCUGUUGUGCUUUGGGGGAGGCUGGGCCCUGCAGCACAUCUGGCACAGCUGGGGCGAGGAGCUGCUUCUCAAGAAGAGACUUCUCCUCAUGGGUCAGCCAAACACUUUCUCCUUCAUGGAGAGGCACUGGGCAGUGUGGAGUUUUCUUUAAUCAUCUUUCCUAGUUCUGUGAAUGACUUCAAGGAUUAUCUGUGAGUAAUUCCAUGUGUGAAACACUUCAUAGCCAUUAAAUGAGGCAGCUUUUCCCAGGAGUUACUCUGCCACGGGAUUAGGAUAUCUUUUUAUUAAAAUAGGGGGGAUUUUAAUCCGGGUGCUGGUUCUUUCCCAGAAAACACUAUUUUUUAAUAAUUUCUAAUGUAACUUAUUUUGGUAACUGUUCCUGGCAUUGUCCCUGUGCCAGGGCUGGUGAGCAGACACUGCAAUAAAGCCUGACCUGCGUUCAAAGCCAUGUGGGUUUGUGUGUACCUAAAGCUGCAGGGUUGUGUUCUCCCCUUACCUGAGCUGUGAUGAAGCCUUGCCUUUACCAAACCUUGUCCCUGGCCAGCUCGUCUGUUCCUGCUCUUCUGGAGAGGAAAAACAAAGUGCCUUUAGCAGGUCCCAUGCUUUCUUAAGCACAAAAAUGCGUUAAUUAAUUAAUUUCCCUGACUUCUGCCUGUA